AAUACGUUCACAGAUGACGAAAGUUUCGCACUCCCUCCUUCAGUUUUACCAAAGCGCCCACGCGUUAAUCAGCCUAAACAAGGAUUGUUGCAAUCAAGUUUGAAACCAAUCACUAAGAAGGCCAUGAAACAGACACCAGAUGCACUUGCACAGGCCAGACGAAGUAAUAGAUUGGCAACGUUCACAUCCAAAGUUGGUAUAUCGAAAAACCCAGUACGCGAUAAGCGAAAAAAACCAUCGCCCUUGGCUACUAAAAUGUCGAGAUCGAAUGGUGCAUCCAAUCAGAGUAAUGAUGAUCAGAAUGGUGCAUCUUCGAGUGAAGUUUCCGAACAACUUAAUGAACUCGUACGCACACUUGGUAAAGCUCGGGCAGCUCUCGGUUCAUAUAGAUGUCAAGAAGCUAUUGAAACUUUAAAUGGUCUUCUAGGUCCUGAACUUGGUCAAGGAGCUGUAGGUGCUCAUGUUGGUGGUGGUAUUGCUCGCACACCUUCCGCACUUUGUUGGCUUGGCCAAGCCUACUUUGAAUCAGCUGAUUACAUAAAAGCUGAACGAGCAUUCGCUGCAGCAAGAGCGCUCUCGCCGCAUAGAAGUGAAGAUAUGGAUAUCUAUUCAACUGUUUUGUGGCAUCUUAAUAAACCAACUUCACUUGCAUUUCUCGCUCACGAUAUGGUAAAAGUUGAUAAAAAAUCUUACCAAUCUUGGGUCGCACUUGGUAAUGCACUUUCAUUAUCAAAUGAACAUUCAGAUGCCCUUAUCGCAUUCACUAAAGCUUCUUCAGUUUCUCCUCUUUCCGCAUACAGUAAUGUACUCGCAGGUCACGAAUGCAUAGCUAAAGAAGAAUGGGAUAAUGCGGCUCAAUGGUUCCAAACUGCGAUUCGUAUAAACAGGAGAAUGUACAAUGCUUGGUAUGGUCUUGGAGUAGUCUAUCUUAAUCAAGGCAAAACAGCGUUAUCGGAAUAUCACUUUAAGAAAGCUACAGAAAUUAAUCCAUCAAAUGUUGUCUUGCUCUGCAGUCUUGGUUCUGCUAUCGAAAAAGGUAAUACUGAUAGAGAGAGAAUCGAACUUCUCGAAAGUGCCUACCAAUCCUACAACAAAGCUUGCAUCCUUCAAGAAAAUAGCGCUUUGGCGAGAUAUAAACGUGCUAAUGUUCUCUUCCUAAUGAACCAAUUCCAACGUGCUCUACCUGAUCUUUUAUUCCUUAAAGAUGCUGCACCCGAUGAGGUCAAUGUGCACCUCCUUCUUGGUCGCGUAUACAGACAACUCGGCAAUGCUGCCGGUGCAGCUAAGCAUUUUGCAAUAGCACAAGAUAUAGAACCUAAAUCAGCUUUGAUAGUUGGAGAAAUAAUUGAAAGCCAAUACAGUAAUUAAUUAAUCAAGAUCAUUAUCUGCAUACCUGCAUAAUUUAAUCCAAAAUUUGUUCUAUUUAUUGUUACAUUUUAAUUCUUAUGAUAGCAAAAAUUCCCAUAAUCCAUUUGUAUCCUUGUAAUCAUGAUGCACAACACUAACUAACC
This is a messenger RNA of Wallemia mellicola CBS 633.66, 1511 nucleotides long. Its product is annotated as TPR-like protein. Gene Ontology annotation, biological process: cell division. The record is from RefSeq and is a predicted model, not a curated record. NCBI's taxonomy places the organism in Eukaryota, Fungi, Basidiomycota, Wallemiomycetes, Wallemiales, Wallemiaceae. The coding region runs from base 124 to 1368 and encodes 414 amino acids. Gene Ontology annotation, molecular function: protein binding. The transcript has 4 exons.